This is a messenger RNA of Echinops telfairi (small Madagascar hedgehog), 4525 nucleotides long. It is a transcript of the gene CRKL, whose product is annotated as CRK like proto-oncogene, adaptor protein. Lineage: Eukaryota; Metazoa; Chordata; Mammalia; Afrosoricida; Tenrecidae. The transcript has 3 exons. Gene Ontology annotation, molecular function: protein binding. The record is from RefSeq and is a predicted model, not a curated record. Bases 414 to 1325 code for a protein of 303 amino acids. Gene Ontology annotation, biological process: positive regulation of ERK1 and ERK2 cascade.
CUCUUGGGAACGGUCGCGGCCAAAGCGGCCCGGAGGCGCGACGCUCCUCGGAUUCUGGUCCUUCGCACGGCGGCGGGGGUCAGUGCGCGACUUUAGGGGUGCAGUGCCGGGCUGUUCCAGGCUGGGAGUCGCUGGAGCCACGCCCGGUCCGCCAGCCUGCCAGAGACCCCCGGGGCGGCCUCCGUCGGGUAUCGUCUUUGCGUGCUCCGCAUUCCCCGGACCGGCUCCCUCCGUGAGGCAGGCGGCGGCGGAGGAUGCUGCGGGCCCGGUGCCGCGGGGAAGGUGCUGGGUCAGCCCAGUGAGCGCCCCUCGAGCUGUGGCCGGAGGCCCUCCCGGGGCCCCUCAGCCAUCUGCAGGGCAAAGGCUUCCAGAACCGCCGCCCCGACCCGCCACCGAGCGCCCAGCCCGACACCAUGUCCUCCGCCCGAUUCGACUCUUCGGAUCGCUCAGCCUGGUACAUGGGGCCGGUGUCUCGCCAGGAGGCGCAGACCCGGCUGCAAGGCCAGCGCCACGGCAUGUUCCUCGUCCGCGACUCGUCCACCUGCCCGGGGGACUACGUGCUGUCCGUGUCCGAGAACUCGCGCGUCUCCCACUACAUCAUCAACUCCCUGCCCAACCGCCGCUUUAAGAUCGGGGACCAGGAGUUCGACCACCUGCCGGCCCUGCUGGAGUUCUACAAGAUCCACUACCUGGACACCACCACCCUCAUCGAGCCCGCGUCCAGGUAUCCAAGCCCACUCCUGGCAUCAGUGACCGCCCCUAACCUGCCUGCUGCAGAAGAUAACCUGGAGUAUGUGCGGACUCUCUAUGAUUUUCUUGGGAAUGAUGCAGAAGACCUGCCCUUUAAGAAGGGCGAGAUCCUCGUCAUCAUUGAGAAGCCUGAAGAACAGUGGUGGAGUGCCCGGAACAAGGAUGGCCGGGUCGGCAUGAUCCCUGUCCCUUAUGUCGAAAAGUUGGUGAGGUCUUCCCCACACGGGAAACACGGAAACCGGAAUUCCAACAGUUACGGAAUUCCAGAACCCGCCCAUGCCUAUGCUCAACCUCAGACCGCAACGCCUCUACCUGCGGUUCCCAGUACUCCUGGGGCAGCCAUCAACCCUUUGCCAUCCACACAGAAUGGACCUGUCUUUGCAAAAGCAAUCCAGAAAAGAGUGCCCUGUGCUUAUGACAAGACCGCCUUGGCCUUAGAGGUUGGUGACAUCGUGAAGGUCACAAGGAUGAAUAUAAAUGGCCAGUGGGAAGGCGAGGUGAAUGGGCGCAAAGGGCUCUUCCCCUUUACGCAUGUCAAGAUCUUUGACCCUCAAAACCCAGACGAGAAUGAAUGAUGGCCUCUGCCUGUUCCAGUUGCUUCAUGUUCUGCCUGUCACAGUCUCCUUCCAAGUGGGAACACCUCCUCUCAUGGGCCCGCCCCACUGCAUCGCAACGCCCUUCCCUGCUCUCUGCAGAUGGGCACUCUCUCUCUCUCUCUCUCUCAUCUGGAAUGCACACAGCAGGCUGCUGCCUCCUGGUAUUUGUAUAAUAGUACUGUCAACAAGUAGCCGAUUUUAGAGUUCUUUUGGAUCAGAAACUGGAAAUCCGAGUGGAAGCGCACAGAAGUGAAGGGGUGUUGACAAGGAGAGGGUCUCCCUCUCCUGAUGGUACUGUGACUGAUGCUCUCGAGUCUGGCGGGGGACAUUUGAAUGUGGGGUCCACCAAAUGGACCCAGCUGCCGUCAUCUUGUCCCUUUGAUAAACAGAGGACGUUUAACUUGAAAGAAGAGAAGAUUUUGACCUAAGCUCCCCAAAUCUGGCUUGGUUUUGCUUUUGGUUUGGUUUGGGAAGACCGAUUAGUUAGAUGUGUGUGUGUGUAUGUGUGUGUGUGUGUGUGUGUGUGUGUGUUCUAAACAGGCAGAGAAGCAGCAUGUUGGGUUUUCAGGACAUCACAAAGGAUGCCAUGUGCCUCCAAGCUUCCAGAGAGACUACUGUAACUCGGGUUGAGGGGAGGGGGCUGCUGCAGCGGGGCCUGGGCUUCACUGUCCUGGUGGUGCCAUCGCACUUCCUUCUGACACCUAGCAAACCAUAACCAACCAGAACCCAUAACAUGGCAUGCAGUGUGUGUGCACAGCCUCUUGGAUUACUGCAUUGUCCUCAAAAUCCUCGAUAGGGGAAACGGUUUCUUACUUUGCUGGGGGCUGAGUCCUUGUUUAUCACAAGUAAGGCGGUUUCCUGCCCCGCUUUGCAGUGGAUGCCUUUCUUUAAGGUCUGGAGUUUAACAUUUCUUUGGAGAGUAAAGUGGUUUGUAGGAUUGUUGCAUUUGUUUUAGCUCUCUGAGGUCUGCCAGGCUGGGCGCUGCUGUUGCUGCUGCUGCUGCUGCUGCUCCUGGCUCCUGAGUCUUAACAUCCACUACGUUCUCAGGUCAGCGGGAAAGCAUGUUCUGGAGGUCAGCCAAUGCCUUUGACAUUAACACGUUGUAGUGACUGGAGCGAACCCUUAACUCAUCUGCCAGCUUGGUAGUAAACUUUACCCUGUUGGCUUACACCUACCAGCGAGUACAGAUGCAUGCCCAAGUCUAGUGCACAAAACAGACAAAGGGUCCGGACCGACCGUUCCCUCCCAACCACUCCGCAGAGUCACACCAACCUACGGAGAGGUUACUCAGUGCUGUUUGCUGACUUGAGACUGGCACCACAGCCCUGUCACUUAGAGGGGUUGGCAGUGUUGACCAUAUGCUGGUGACAGAACCGCCAAGCAGCUGUUCUUCCAUUUCUCUCUGCAGCAGUUUCUCAUCAAGCUACAGCAAAGACUCCUGAACGUGCACCUGUGACAAAACUCAUGGUUCAUUGGGAAAAGAAUCACCUUGGCCAUGGAUAUCCUGGAAAACAGCAAUCAACCCUCCCUGUCCAAUGGGAACUAGGGCUGCCUUCUGCUCUGAUGGUGCCUGCCUGUGACACAUCUCCCUGUGAGCCCACCCAACGAACUUGCUCGCCCACCAUGUCGGCCUUGAGCGGGCUCCACUCCACCCUUGGCAGUAUCUGUUCCAUAGAAGGCAGAAGAUGCUGCUUUGUUCAAAGAGGGCACAAGCCCUCAGGUUGUUUGAAACCACAUUGUGCCGAGGGGCUUAGCGUGCGCAAGCUUGGGCACUGCCAUCUCCGUGUGCAGGAAAUGCUAGCGUUCCUUUCAGCCUUGUCGGCAGUACCCACCUCACGUGGAGCCCUUCAGAGCCCACCCCCUUUCUAAUGUAGGGUCAGCCCCAAAGCGAGUCAGUUCGGGGCUCUCACCCACAAGAGCCUCUCCAGAACCACCCACAGGUCUCAGCCCAAACCAGGUAUCUGUGCCAAAAGGAGGGGCUUCUGAUUGGGUACCCGCCGUCUUACUCAGGCCAGGAGAUCUGCUUUCUUCUUCACCUCCACUCCACCCUGAUUGGAAGAGCGGCAGUGUGCCCAGGUCCCCUGCCUGCCUGGAGUUGCCACCUGCACCUCGCAACGCAGUGCCACCUGGGGGCUGUCUUGUGACUGGUCACUGCUCUUUCCUCUGCUCCACUGUGCGUCACUUAAGAGAUGAGUGUGACUGUUGAUUUUUUUUUUUUUUAACUUGGGAAGAAAACAAAUCAUGGACUUAAAGGGCCUUGAUCAUUUGAAUCAAAACUUGCUUCCCCUGGGAAGGGCCCCUCCCACGGGAGCCAUCUGGGUUGCUUCUGAGCUGGGUGGUCUCACCAUGUGGCACAAACCACGAGAAGGACCCACUACUUGACCCAUUGGGGAUCCCAGAAUGGACCCCUGCUGUGCCCGGAGCCAGUGCGCUGACUCACAGGAAAGGACAGCUGGAGCCCAAGCACCCACCCAACAUGGCACUGCACAGCUGUUUACAGACAGGAUGGGCCCCAGGCCACUGCCCUUGUCACAUUGGCUCAGAGGAAUAUGAACAUCUGUUUGUGAAAAGGGAUGCCGUGUCUUUGUGCCAGGUGUUUAUAAUUUAACCCUUUAACAGUAUGUUCAUUAACCUCUUCAGAUGAGUGACUUCUCAAGUGUUUUAAUCCAAGACCUCAGACUAAUGCUUCUGUGGACUACACUGAGCUCUUCCUCAGGGUCCACCCUCGGGGACUGGAGAGCCAGGUCCCUGGUAACUGCUGUCAGUGUGGCCACUGAGCUGGUGGAGCAGAGGCGGUUCCCGGGGACAGGAGGCGCCGUGGCCUUGCUUCUGAGACGAUCUUCACUGUGUGUUCUCAACCAACACCAUCAUCGCACCACAAAACCCUUUGACCUGUAACUUAAAAGAUCAGCAACUUCAGGCAAUAAUAUUUUCUGUGUUAAGCUGUUAAAAUUAUUUUUGAGGAUCAUAGCUUGUUUUAUUUUGUGCUAUAAGAUUAACAGUAUUAAAUGACUUAUAUUCUUAGAAUCCAUCGAGUGUCUUCUUCUUAACAGUUCAGUGCCUUUUUAUUUUUGUAUUCCAUUUUGCGUUACUGGUCCUGGCGCCAAGACCCUUGUUUCCCAUGGCCUGUUUGUACGUUGUCUCAAUAAAACUCACAUCCGCCGGCGGUGGCGAUGGCA